This is a messenger RNA of Rubroshorea leprosula, 1603 nucleotides long. The record is from the annotation of a GenBank genome assembly. Lineage: Eukaryota; Viridiplantae; Streptophyta; Magnoliopsida; Malvales; Dipterocarpaceae.
CAAUACAAUUUAGACUUAGCCAUUAAGAGCGAAAAUGGAUAUGAUCAAAGUCCAAAUCAUCUCCACCGAAAUCAUCAAACCUUCCCCUUCGACCUCACCCCACCUAAAAACUUUCAAUCUCUCUCUUUUUGAUCAGUUAGCUCCUCCAGUUUACGUACCAAUCCUUCUUUUUUACUCACCUACUGAUGAUCUCAAAAAUCAUAGGAAAAGAUGGUCGGAUCACCUCAAGAAAUCACUCUCAAAAACAUUAGCCCACUUCUAUCCAUUAGCCGGACAGAUCAGAAAGGAUGAUGCUUUCACAAUUGACUGCAACGAUCGUGGUGCCUCCUACGUUGAAGCUCAAAUAGAAGCUGACAUGUCUGAUGUGGUUCUUAAUGAACCAGAGAUUGAUGUGCUGCAAAGGCUACUUCCUUGUGAUCCACUCGAAAAGUUUGCUGAUCCCAGUAGUCGGGUAAUCCUAGCAAUUCAGGUUAAUUACUUUGCUUGUGGUGGCAUGGCCAUUGGUGUAUGCAUUAGUCAUGUAAUUGCGGAUGCGUCAGCUGCAGCGAGCUUUGUUAAAAGUUGGGCAAAAACUGCUUCUGGAGUAAAUGAUAUUAACGUUAAUGAUGUGAUUUACGAUUGCACCUCUCUCUUCCCUCCGCAAGAUUCAACAGAGUUACAACAGUUCAUGGAAAAUAAAGUCCAAAUGGGGCAAGCCAAUUGUGUAAUGAAAAGGUUUUUGUUUGAUGGUUCGAAGAUAGCCGCUUUAAGAAACAAAAUCAGCAUGGAGCAGAAAGAAGGUGUUUACCAUCCCACACGCGUGGAGGCUGUCUCCGCCCUCAUAUGGGGCGCUUCGAUGGCUAUGGAGAAGACUGGAAAUAUUCCAAUGCAUGUGGCAGUAUUUCCAGUGAACCUAAGGAAGAUAAUGAAUCCGGUGUUACCUGAAUUGUGCAUUGGAAACAUCAACCAAGCUACCAUGGCAACUUCGAUGAUGGAGAAGAACGUAAAACACAGCAGUCUAGCUGGAAAAAUUCACGAGUCAAUAAAAAGGAUGAAAGAAGAGUAUGUGAGGAAGCGUGGGGAAUACUUAAACAUGAUGAUCAGAAAAAGCAAUACCGAUGAACAGAAGAAUGGUUCGGAAGCAAUGGUGUCCUUUGCUUUCAGUAGUUGGUGUCGAUUUCCAUUUUAUGAAACAGACUUUGGAUGGGGAAAGCCCGUUUGGGUGGGGACUGCCCUGCGGAUGAACAAGCUUGUCACUCUGUUGGAUGCUAGUGACGAUCAGGGAAUCGAAGCAUGGAUAGGUUUAACAGAGGAAGAAAUGACAAAACUUGAACAAGACCCCGAAAUCCUUGCAUAUGCUUCUUUCAGGCCAAGCAAGGGCUAAUUAAGCAAUUUGCAAUUAUCUGUCUCUUCAUUGUUGUUAGUGCUCACUGUAAAAUGGCAUUUGCAAGUGUAACUCUAUGUUAGUGCUUGGUUGUCCUUUUUUUUGUUAGUUUAGUUCCUUUAGUCAAGGAACCAAGUCUCUAGAUAUUUGGUAUGUGUAAGGUGUUUGAUAGAUUAGGUGGAGUUGUUAGAACAUGUUAGAAAAUAAGAAAUUUCAGAAAAAUGAAAAGGAAUGGUUAUA